This is a messenger RNA of Fusarium sp. VM40, 819 nucleotides long. NCBI's taxonomy places the organism in Eukaryota, Fungi, Ascomycota, Sordariomycetes, Hypocreales, Nectriaceae. The record is from the annotation of a GenBank genome assembly.
AUGACAUGCGCUACUGAUGUUACUGCACCAGACGAGCUUCAACGAAUGUGCGAGGCGACUGGAUCCAAGGCCAUUAGGGAUCCAGUGCUCAUUACACGAUUUCAGUCCUUGUGGGGUGUCCACUGGAGAUGUGAAGAGCUCUAUCAGUCUGGCGCUCAGGAGGAAGGGAACCAAUGCAGUCCAUUUCUGCCUAUGCUGCUGACAUGCCGUCAAUUGUACGUUGAGGCGCGUGCAUCUAUCUAUAAGAACAUUACUUUUUGCAUGCACGACCUUGACACUGCCCACUCACUAGUAGUCUCCCACCCGAAUCUGAUCUUCAACAACAUUCAGCAUUUGCAACUAGCGAUCCACCUUCCUUUACUGCGUUAUACCCGCGACGGGCCAAACCAUAGCGAGAAAGCAGCCAUGUCACGCUGGCGGCAAUGUUGCGAGGCCCUUAACCGUGCAGAGAACCUCAUUUCUGUCUAUGUGAGGCUUGACGCUUCUGUAAGGAGUCGCUUCUACAGCGUAACGGAAGGAGACAUGAAUCCUUACGUCUUUGGCGAAAAGGUCGCUGGUAUGCUGACGGUUGAUGUACCAUUGAAUCCUGACAGACCUGAGGCGUGGACGGAGGUCGGGAAUAUUGAACCACGGUUUAAUAUUCAUCCCCGCGGAUGGCCGGCGUACAGCUUAUCGUAUAACAUUAAUAAUGUAAAGAGGGUUACUAAGUUGUCCGACUGGGAGGAGCCUGGUGUGCCCUGGGGACCACCACAGAGAGGACAACAAUAUGUACAUCCAGGGAAAGGGCUUCUUUCAUCACUGCUCACUCGACAUAGUUAA